Molecule: messenger RNA, 780 nt
Organism: Diorhabda carinulata
Lineage: Eukaryota; Metazoa; Arthropoda; Insecta; Coleoptera; Chrysomelidae
Gene: Rpp25
Product: ribonuclease P protein subunit p25-like protein
Exons: 4
Coding region: 91-669 (192 amino acids)
Biological process (GO): tRNA 5'-leader removal
Cellular component (GO): ribonuclease MRP complex
Molecular function (GO): RNA binding
Source: RefSeq, a predicted model, not a curated record
AGAGAACACGUAAAUUAUAACCGCACUUUUUGAAUAAAAUUUGUUAAUUAAAAAAACACAAAUUUAACGUUAUCGUGUGCGUUUAUUAUAAUGGAGAAUUACAAGAAAGGUAAAAAUGUUGAAGAACCAUUUGACAGAAACAAAAUACCAAUACCAAAUCUUCCAAAUAACUUUCUUUGGAUGCAGGUACGAGGUGGAAGUAAGAUUAGAAAUCUCUUAAGACAUGCAAUAAACGAAUUUCCCGAAGUGAAACAUGUGGUGUGGACAGGAUUUGGACCUUCAGUUAGCAAAUGUAUCACAUGUGCAGAAAUAAUGAAAAGAGAAUUUAAUAAUUCAUUACAUCAAAUUACAAGAUUAUGUUACAGACAUAUAGAAGAAUAUUGGGAUCCACUUUUACCAGACUUAGAUCAGUUGAUAGUUAGAAGAAAAUUACCAAUGAUACAUAUCUACCUAUCUUCAGAAAAUUUAAAUACAGAUGAAUUAGGGUAUCAAGCUCCAGGUCAAAAAGUAUCCCUUCAAAAAGAAGGAAAUGUUAAUAGCAAAAGUAAAUCUUCUAAUAAAAAACAAAAGAAAAGGAAAAACAAAUCAAGUGAUAAGAAUCAGAGAAAACUGAAUAACGAAAAUCAGAGAACAAAAGAAAGUUCUAGUAGUUCCACUAACAAUAUUUAGUAUUAAUGGAAUUAAUGUUUAAUUCAAUCAAUUUUGUUACUAAAAGAGAUUCUUAUUGAAGUGUGAAAAUGUAUAAAAAUUAAAUAAAACACAUGGAAUAUUAAAAAAUUA